Messenger RNA from Ceratotherium simum simum (southern white rhinoceros), 952 nucleotides. RefSeq names its product POU class 2 homeobox associating factor 3 (gene POU2AF3). The record is from RefSeq and is a predicted model, not a curated record. Gene Ontology annotation, molecular function: POU domain binding; DNA binding. NCBI's taxonomy places the organism in Eukaryota, Metazoa, Chordata, Mammalia, Perissodactyla, Rhinocerotidae.
UUUUAUUUCACUUUGCUUUAUGGUCAUAUUCUUGCUUUGGCAGCUGUCUGGAGGCAGCCGUGUCCACCUGUCCGACUCAGUCGCACCAUCUUCUGCAGGACUGUAUUUUGAGCCUGAACCGAUUUCUUCCACGCCUAAUUAUUUUCAACCCCGAGAAUUUCCCAGUUGUGUUUCUUGUGAAGAAAACCCGAGCUACCUCGACCAGAUCUUUGAUUCCUACCUUCAGACAGAGACACACCCAGACCCUCCGCUCAAUUCCAUGCAAAGUACUCCACACUACUUCCCAGACAGCUUCCAGGCUGCCCCUUUCAGCUUUAACCAGAGCCUGACCCCCGGAUCGCCUUCAGAUUGCUCCACUCUUUCUGGUUCCUUAGACUACAGUUACUCGCCAGCUCAGCUACCGUCAUAUGUUCCGGAGAAUUACAAUUCUCCCCCUUCUCUGGACACCAGAAACUGUGGCUAUCCCUCAGAAGACUAUUCCUACCCUCUCCUGCCCUCUCAUGCCCAGUAUGACUGCUUCUCCUCAGCCACCACCUCUGUCUGCUACUGUGCGUCCUGUGAGGCAGAACACUUGGACACCAUCAGAGCGUCAGAGUAUUUUUCCUAUCCCAGCACAGAUUAUGUGAACUUUGCUCCCUCAGCAGCAGGAACCAGUGAUUUCUAUAAAAGGGAAACAAACUGUGACAUCUGCUAUAGUUAAUAGAAAUCACAUUCAUUUGGAACAUGGCGUGUGUAUAUCUACUUUUCUACCACUCCAAGUGACAACUCAAAAUAUGCAACCUGUUAACAAAAUAUCACAAGCACGGUUUACAUGUCACCAUUUUCAACUUUCUGACACUAAUUUAGGCAUAAACGUGAAGUCCUCAGACCCAGUCGUGGUUCCACUCGUACUUUGUAUGCUUAUAGUUAAAAUUUUUGUAGGGAAUGUUCAGUUGUUUGACUUUUCUGUGUA